UCAGUUUGGUGCGGGGCGGGCUGUGACACUUGGUUGUGGAUCCGAGGCCGGUAGCGAGCACUCCCCACGUUGUGAAGCCGUUAGCUGAGGCCGCUGCUGCUGGGACUCUCAUACUUCCUGUUAUAAAGCGCCGUCUCCCCACUAAUUCACCCGGCGAGAUUUCAAGUUGACCAAAGAAAUGGUGAUGGAGAAGCCAAGUGCCCAGCUGGUCGGGCGAGAGUUUGUCCGACAGUAUUACACACUCCUGAACCAGGCCCCCGACUACCUGCACAGGUUUUAUGGAAAGAACUCCUCUUACGUGCACGGCGGCCUGGACAGCAACGGCAAACCAGUGGAAGCCGUUUAUGGACAAUCUGAGAUCCAUAAGAGGGUCAUGGCACUGAGCUUCCGAGAUUGUCACACCAAGAUCAGGCACGUGGACGCUCACGCCACCCUGAACGAGGGCGUGGUGGUGCAGGUGAUGGGCGAGCUGUCCAACAACAUGCAGCCCAUGAGGAAGUUCAUGCAGACCUUUGUGCUGGCGCCCGAGGGGACCGUUGCAAACAAAUUCUACGUCCACAACGACGUGUUUCGCUACCAGGACGAAGUUUUUGGUGACUCCGACUCUGAGCCACCUGAGGAAUCUGAGGAUGAGGUGGAGGAGCUGGAGGAGAGGGUUCCCUCCCCUGACGUGGCUCCCGAGGAGUCUGCUCCUUUCUACGACCCAGCAGCCUGUUCAGAGCCAGCAGUACCUGGUGAUGAGGAGGAAGCAGCAGCAGCGAGUCCAGAGCCACAGCAGGAAGUGGAGAAGGAGGCCGAGGCGGCCGUGGUCGAGGUGAAGCCAGAGACGCUGCUGGACGCACAGACAGACGCGCACACAGCCGACGACCAGACAGAAAAAAGCCCCGCCCCCACCGCACCGCCGACUACAGAAGCUACCCCUGCACCUGCUGAGCCCGCCCCCGCUGCCCCAGAGGAAAACAGGCUGUUCUCCUGGGCGUCAGUCACCAGUAAGAACCUCCCUCCCAGCGGGGCUGUCCCAGUCUCAGGAAUCUCCCCCCACGUUGUCAAAGUCACCCCCACAGCACCGCCCAGAGCGGAGGUGAAGUCAGAGUCCCAGACAGCAGCACAGAGACCACAGAGAGACCAGAGACCGAGGGAGCAGAGGCCCGGAGGUCCUCCACCCGCUCACAGAGGCCCCAGACCAGCUCGAGAAGGAGAGCAGGGCGAGUCGGAGGGUCGCAGGGCGGUCCGGUAUCCCGAUGCCCACCAGCUCUUCGUGGGGAACGUCCCUCAUGACGUGGACAAGACCGAACUCAAGGAGUUCUUUGAACAGUACGGUACGGUCCUGGAGCUCCGGAUCAACAGUGGAGGGAAGCUUCCGAACUUCGGCUUUGUGGUUUUCGACGACUCUGAACCCGUGCAGAAGAUCCUCAGCAACAGGCCCAUCAAGUUCAGAGGUGACGUGCGCCUGAAUGUGGAGGAGAAGAAGACCCGGUCAGCCAGAGAGGGCGACAGGCGGGACGCGAGGCCUCGGGGUCCCGGGGGUCCCGGCGGUCCCAGAGAGCGAGUAGGAGGCAGCGGUGGACCUCGGGGCCCGCCCACCCGUGGAGGCAUGGCACAGAAACCCAGCUUCGGCUCUGGACGGGGCGCCGGACCCAGCGAGGGGCGCUACGCCGCCCCCCGCCAGUGAGGCUCCUGGGCUCCGAACCUGAGUUUAUUACUGUCGAUUUACCUGAGCAGGUACUGACCUGCUGCAGAGGAAAUGAUUGGACAGAGACAAAUUUUCUAUUCUGCACCCGUGAGAAAAACCAGAGGAAUUGAGUCAGAUUGUGGCUCGUCGCUCGGACGCUGACCUUCCUCUGUGUUUUUCUCCCGGGUGUGAAAGUGUUCAAACAGCAUUUCAGUAAUUAACGCAGGUUUGGUCGAGAGCUUCGCCAUCGCCGCGCCUUCCUGCUGAAUUCAGCAGGAAGGCGCAUGUGUCUCUCCUGAAGAUGGCUGCCUCCCCUUCCUUCUCGGACACCCUCCACUCCAGCCUCCUCUUCCUCCUCUCUCACCUGCUGAUUUGAGGAUCCAGGAUGUCGCUCUCAUUUCUCCCCCUCACGUCCUCUUCUUUGACCUCCACCAACACGUGUAUUAUUUGGACUCUUGUCAGUUUUUUGUUGUUUUUCAUGCUGAACUUGAAUUAAACAAAUCAGAACAUGCAAACACAUUUAAAAAAAAAGGGUAAAUAGUACUUGAAUGGGGGAUUAUAUUGUUGUUUUUCGCGUUCUCUCCCUGUUUCUUAAAGGAACGUGUACUUUACUGCUUGGGCAGUCCUGUGUAUUGCUGCCACCGUUGUAUCUAGCGAUGGAUCUGUCUUAUUUUUUUUUCUAUCAGGUCAAGAGCUGAACUAUAGUGGUUUUAUUUGAGUAAUAAUAAUGUUGGCUUGUAAUAUGUGGAUUGACAGACGUGUCUGAGUGGAGCAUGUUUCCAAACCCGUUGUUAGGCUUCUACCAAUGCACUUCAUUUGUCAUGUUUAAACUGAGCUCGCCGGCCAACGAGAGAACUAAAUUAAAGUGAAUUACUGUUUUGAA
Archocentrus centrarchus (flier cichlid) is the source of this 2555-nucleotide messenger RNA. RefSeq names its product GTPase activating protein (SH3 domain) binding protein 1 (gene g3bp1). Gene Ontology annotation, cellular component: ribonucleoprotein complex; cytosol. The record is from RefSeq and is a predicted model, not a curated record. Gene Ontology annotation, molecular function: mRNA binding. The transcript has 12 exons. NCBI's taxonomy places the organism in Eukaryota, Metazoa, Chordata, Actinopteri, Cichliformes, Cichlidae. Bases 179 to 1672 code for a protein of 497 amino acids.